This is a messenger RNA of Closterium sp. NIES-65, 18807 nucleotides long. Lineage: Eukaryota; Viridiplantae; Streptophyta; Zygnematophyceae; Desmidiales; Closteriaceae. The record is from the annotation of a GenBank genome assembly.
AUGCUCCCGCUUUCCAUCAACCCGCCCCAUUCUCCCGCUUUUCAUCACCCCGCCCCAUUCUCCCGCUUUCCAUCACCCCGCCCCAUUCUCUCGCUUUCCAUCACCCCGCCCCAUUCUCCCAUCACCCCGCCCCAUUCUUCCGCUUUCCAUAACCACGCCCCAUUCUCCCGCUUUCCAUCACCCCGCCCCAUUCUCCCGCUUUCCAUCACCCCGCCCCAUUCUCCCGCUUUCCAUCACCACGCCCCAUUCUCCCUCCUUCCAUCACCCCGCCCCAUUCUCCCGCUUUCCAUCACCCCGCCCUAUUCUCCCUCCUUCCAUCACCCCGCCUCAUUCUACCUCCUUCCAUCACCCCGCCCCAUGCUCCCGCUUUCCAUCACCCCGCCCCAUUCUCCCGUUUUUCAUCACCCCUCCCCAUUCUCCCACUUUCCAUCACCCCUCCCCAUUCUCCCUCCUUCCAUCACCCCGCCCCAUUCUCCCGCUUUCCAUCAGCCCACCCCAUUCACCCGCUUUCCAUCACAACGCCCCAUUCUCCCGCUUUCCAUCACCCCGCCCCAUUCUCUCGCUUUCCAUCACCCCGCCCCAUUCUCCCAUCACCCCGCCCCAUUCUCCCGCUUUCCAUCACCACGCCCCAUUCUCCCGCUUUCCAUCACCCCGCCCCAUUCUCCCGCUUUCCAUCACUCCGCCCCAUUCUCCCGCUUUCCAUCACCCUGCCCCAUUCUCCUGCUUUCCAUCACCCCCCCUCCCCAUUCUCCCGCUUUCCAUCACCCCGCCCCAUUCUCUCGCUUUUCAUCACCCCACCCCAUUCUCCCGCUUUCCAUCACCCCGCCCCCUUCUCCCUCCUUCCAUCACGCCGCCCCAUUCUCCCUCCUUCCAUCACCCCGCCCCAUUCUCCCACUUUCUAUCAGCCCGCCCCAUUAUCCCGCUUUCCAUCACCCCGCCCCUUUCUCCCGCUUUGCAUCUCCCCGCCCCAUUCUCCCACUUUCCAUCACCCCGCCCCAUUCUCCCGCUUUCCAUCACCCCGCCCCAUUCUCCCACUUUCCAUCACCCCGCCCCAUUCUCCCUCCUUCCAUCACCCCGCCUCAUUCUACCUCCUUCCAUCACCCCGCCCCAUGCUCCCGCUUUCCAUCAUCCCGCCCCAUUCUCCCGCUUUUCAUCACCCCGCCCCAUUCUCCCGCUUUCCAUCACCCCGCCCGAUUCUCCCGCUUUCCAUCACCCCGCCCCAUUCUCCCUCCUUCCAUCACCCCGCCCCAUUCUCCCGCUUUCCAUCACCCCGCCCCAUGCUCCCGCUUUCCAUCACCCCGCCCCAUUCUCCCAUCACCCCGCCCCAUUCUCUCGCUUUCCAUCACCACGCCUCAUACUCCCGCUUUCCAUCACCCCGCCCCAUUCUCCCGCUUUCCAUCACUCCGCCCCAUUCUCCCGCUUUCCAUCACCCCGCCCCAUUCUCCUGCUUUCCAUCACCCCGCCCCAUUCACCCGCUUUCCAUCACCCGCCCCAUUCUCCCACUUUCCAUCACCCCGCCCCAUUCUCCCACUUUCCAUCACCCCGCCCCAUUCUCCCGCUUUUCAUCACCCCGCCCCAUUCUCCCGCUUUCCAACACCCCGCCCUAUUCUCCCGCUUUCCAUCACCCCGCCCCAUUCUCCCGCUUUCCAUCACCACGCCCCAUUCUCCCGCUUUCCAUCACCCUGCCCCAUUCUCCCUCCUUCCAUCACCCUGCCCCAUUCUCCCGCUUUCCGUCACCCCGCCCCAUUCUCCCGCUUUCCAUCACCUCGCCCCAUUCUCCCGCUUUCCAUCACCUCGCCCCAUUCUUCUGCUUUCCAUCAACCCGCCCCAUUCUCCCGCUUUCAAUCACCCCGCCCCAUUCACCCGCAUUCCAUAACCCGCCCCAUUCUCCCGCUUUCCAUCACCCCGCCCCGUUCUCCCGCUUUCCAUCACCCCGCCCCAUCCUCCCGCUUUUCAUCACCCCGCCCCAUUCUCCCGCUUUCCAACACCCCGCCCCAUUCUCCCGCAUUCCAUGACCCCGCCCCAUUCUUCCGCUUUCCAUCACCCCGCCCCAUUCUCCCGCUUUCCAUCGCUCCGCCCCAUUCUCCCGCUUUCCAUCACCCCGCCCCAUUCUCCCGCUUUCCAUCAACCCACCCCAUUCUCCCUCCUUCCAUCACCCCGCCUCAGUCUCCCUCCUUCCAUCACCCCGCCCCAUUCUCCCGCUUUCCAUCACCCCGCCCCAUUCUCCUGCUUUCCAUCACCCAGCCCCAUUCUCGCGCUUUCCAUCACCCCGCCCCAUUUUCCCCCUUUCCAUCACCCCGCCCCGUUCUCCCGCUUUCCAUCACCCCGCCCCAUUCUCCCGCUUUCCAUAACCCCGCCCCAUUCUCCCUCCUUUCAUCACCCGCCCCAUUCUCCCUCCUUCCAUCACCCCGCCCCAUUCUCCCUCCUUCCAUCACCCCGCCCAAUUCUUCCUCUUUCCAUCACCCCUCCCCAUUCUCCCUCUUUCCAUCACCCCGCCCCAUUCUCCCGCUUUCCAUCACCCCGCCCCAUUCUCCCUCUUUCUAUCACCCCGCCCCAUUCUUCCUCUUUCUAUCACCCCGCCCCAUUCUCCUGCUUUCCAUCACCCCGCCCCAUUCUCCCUCUUUCCAUCACCCCGCCCCAUUCUCCCGCUUUCCAUCACCCCGCCCCAUUCUCCCUCUUUCCAUCACCCCGCUCCAUUCUCCUGCUUUCCAUCACCCCGCCCAAUUCUCCCUCUUUCCAUCACCCCUCCUCAUUCUUCCUCUUUCCAUCACCCCGCCCCAUUCUCCCGCUUUCCACCACCCCGCUCCAUUCUCCCGCUUUCCAUCACCCCGCCCAAUUCUCCCGCUGUCCAUCACCACGCCCCAUCUUCCCUCUUUCCAUCACCCCGCCCCAUUCUCCCACUUUCCAUCACCCCACCCCAUUCUCUCGCUUUCGAUCACCCCGCUCCAUUCUCCCGCUUGCCAUCACCCCGCCCAAUUCUCCCUCUUUCUAUCACCCCUCUCCGUUCUCCCUCUUUCCAUCAUCCCGCCCCAUUCUCCCGUCUUUCAUCACCCCGCCCCAUUCUCCCGCUUUCCAUCACCCCGCCCAAUUCUCCCGCUUUCCAUCACCCCGCCCCAUUCUCCCGCCUUCCAUCACCCCGCCCCAUUCUCCCUCUUUCCAUCACCCCGCCCCAUACUCACGCUUUCCAUCACCCCACCCCAUUCUUCCUCUUUCCAUCACCCCGCCCCAUUCUCCCUCUAUCCAUCACCCCGCCCAAUUCUCCCACUUUCCAUCACCCCAUCCCAUUCUCCCGUUUUCCAUCACCCCGCCCCAUCUCGCUUUCUAUCACCCCGCCUUAUUCUCCCGCUUUCCAUCACCCCGCCCCAUUCUCCGCUUUCCAUCACCCCGCCCCAUUCUCCCGAUUUCCAUCACCCCGCCCCAUUCUCCCGCUUUCCAACACCCUGCCCCAUUCUCCCGCUUUCCAUCACCCCACCCCAUUCUCACUCUUUCCAUCACCACUUCCCAUGCUCCCUCUUUCCAUCUACCCGCCCCAUUCUCCUGCUUUCUAUCACCCUGCCCCAUUCUCCCUCUUUCCUUCACCCCGCCCCAUUCUCCCGCCUUCCAUCACCCCGCCCCAUUCUCCAUCUUUCCAUCACCCUGCCCAAUUCUCCCCCUUUCCAUCACCCCGCCCCAUUCUCCCGCCUUCCUUCACCCCGCCCCAUUUUCCCUCGUUCCAUCACCCCGCUCCAUUCUCCCACUUUCCAUCACCCCGCCCAAUUCUCCCUCGUUCCAUCACCCCUCCCCAUUCUCCCUCUUUCCAUCACCCCGCCCUAUUCUCCCGCAUUCCAUCACCACGCCCCAUUCUCCCUCUUUCCACCACCCCGCCCCAUUCUCCCUCUUUCCAUCACCCCGCCCCAUUCUUUCGCUUUCCAUCACCCCGCCCCAUUCUCCCUCUUUCCAUCACCCCGCCCCAUUCUCCCGCUUUCCAUCACCCCGCCCCAUUCUCCCUCUUUCCAUCACCCCGCUCCAUUCCCCCGCUUUCCAUCACCCCGCCCAAUUCUCCCUCUUUCCAUCACCCCUCCUCAUUCUCCCUCUUUCCAUCACCCCGCCCCAUUCUCCCGCUUUCCACCACCCCGCUCCAUUCUCCCGCUUUCCAUCACCCCGCCCAAUUCUCCCGCUUUCCAUCACCACGCCCCAUUUUCCCUCUUUCCAUCACCCCGCCCCAUUCUCCCGCUUUCCAUCACCCCGCCCCAUUCUCCCGCUUUCCAUCACCCCGCUCCAUUCUCCCGCUUUCCAUCACCCCGCCCAAUUCUCCCUCUCUCUAUCACCCCUCUCCAUUCUCCCUCUUUCAAUCACCCCGCCCCAUUCUCCCUCUUUCCAUCACCCCGCCCCAUUUUCUUGCUUCCCAUCACCCCGCCCCAUUCUCCCUCUUUCUAUCACCCCGCCCUAUUCUCCCGCUUUCCAUCACCCCGCCCCAUUCUCCCGCUUUCCAUCACCUUGCUCCAUUCUCCCGCUUUCCAUCACCCCGCCCAAUUCUCCCUCUUUCCAUCACCCCUCCUCAUUCUCCCUCUUUCCAUCAACCCGCCCCAUUCUCUCGCUUUCCAUCACCCCGCACCAUUCUCCCUCUUUCAAUCACCCCGCCCCAUUCUCUCGCUUUCCAUCACCCCGCCCCGUUCUCCCGCUUUCCAUCACCCCGCCCCAUUUUCCCGCUUUCCAUCACCCCGCCCCAUUCUCCUGCUUUCCAUCACCCCGCCCCAUUCUCCCUCGUUCCAUCACCCCGCCCCAUUCUCUCGCUUUCCAUCACCCCGCCCCAUUCUCCCGCUUUUCAUCACCCCGCCCCAUUCUCCCGCUUUCCAUCACCCCGUCCCAUUCUCCCUCUUUCCAUCACCCCGCUCCAUUCUCCCGCUUUCCAUCAACCCGCCCUAUUCUCCCUCUUUCCAUCACCCCUCCUUAUUCUCCCUCUUUCCAUCACCCCGCCCUAUUCUCCCGCUUUCCAUCACCCCGCCCCAGUCUCCCGCUUUCCAUCGCCCCGCCCCAUUCUCCCGCUUUCCAUCACCCCGCCCCAUUCUCCCGCUUUCCAUCACCCCGCCCCAUUCUCCCGCUUUGCAUCACCCCGCCCCAUUCUCCCGCUUUCCAUCACCCUGCCCCAUUCUCCCGCUUUCCAUCACCCCUCCCCAUUCUCCCUCUUUCCAUCACCCCGCCCCAUUCUCCUGCUUCCCAUCACCCCGCCCCAUUCUCCCGCUUUCCAUCACCCCGCCCCAUUCUCCCUCUUUCCAUCACCCCGCCCCAUUCUCCCGCUUUCCAUCUCCCCACCCCAUUCUCCUGCUUUCCAUCACCCCGUCCAAUUCUCCCGCCUCUUUCCAUCACCCCGCCCCAUUCUCCCGCUUUCCAUCACCGCGCCCCAUUCUCCCGCUUUCCAUCACCCCGCCCCCAUUCUCCCGCUUCCCAUCACCCCGCCCCGUUCUCCCACUUACCAUCACCCCGCCCCAUUCUCCAGCAUUCCAUCACCGCGCCCCAUUCUCCUGCUUUCCAUCACCCCGCCCCAUUCUCCCUCUUUCCAUCACCCCGCCCCAUUCUCCCUCUUUCCAUCACCCCGCCCCAUUCUCCCGCUUUCCAUCACCCCGCCCCAUUCUCCCGCUUUCCAUCACCCCGCCCCAUUCUCCCGCUGUCCAUCACCCCGCCCCAUUCUCCCGGUUUCCAUCACCCUGCCCCAUUCUCUCGCUUUCCAUCACUCUGCCCCAUUCUACCUCUUUCUAUCACCCCGCCCCAUUCUCCCUCUUUCCAUCACCCCGCCCCAUUCUCUCGCCUCUUUCCAUCACCCCGCCCCAUUCUCCCGCUUUCCAUCACUCCGCCUCAUUCUUCCGCUUUCCAUCACCCUGCCCCAUUCUCCUGCUUUCCAUCACCCCGCCCCAUUCUCCAACUUUCCAUCACCCCGCCCCAUUCUCCCGCUUUCCAUCAAUCCGACCCAUUCUCCCGCUUUCCAUCACCCCGCCCCAUUCUCCCUCUUUCGAUCACCCGCCCCAUUCUCCCGCUUUCCUUCACCCCGCCCCAUUCUUUCGCCUCUUUCCAUCACCCCGCCCCAUUCUCCCGCUUUCCAUCACCCCGCCCCAUUCUCCCGCUUUCCAUCACCCCGCCCCAUUCUCCAGCUUUCCAUCACCCCGCCCCAUUCUCCCUCUUUCCAUCACCCUUCCCCAUUCUCCCUCUAUCCAUCACCCCACCCAAUUCUCCCGCUUUCUAUCACCCCGUCCCGUUCUCCCGCUUUCCAUCACCCCGCCCCAUUCUUUUGUCUUUCCAUCACCCCGUCCCAUUCUCCCUCUUUCCAUCACCCCGCUCCAUUCUCCCGCUUUCCAUCACCCCGCCCUAUUCUCCCUCUUUCCAUCACCCCUCCCUAUUCUCCCUCUUCCAUCACCCCGCCCUAUUCUCCCGCUUUCCAUCACCCCGCCCCAUUCUCCCGCUUUCCAUCACCCCGCCCCGCUCUCCCGCUUUCCAUCACCCCGCCCCAUUCUCCCGAUUUCCAUCACCCGGCCCCAUUCUCCCUUUUCCCAUCACCCCGCCCCAUUCUCCCUCUUUCCAUCACCCCGCCCCGUUCUCCCGCUUUCCAUCACCCCGCUCUGUUCUCCCGCUUUCCAUCACCCCGACCCAUUCUCCCCCUUUCCAUCAACCCGCCACAUUCUCCCGCUUUCCAUCACCGUGCCCCAUUCUCCCUCUUUCCAUCACCCCGCCCCGUUCUCCCGCUUACCAUCACCCCGCCCCAUUCUCCCGCUUUCCAUCACCCCGCCCCAUUCUCCCUCUUUCCAUCACCCCGCCCCAUUCUCCCUGUUUCCAUCUCCCCACCCCAUUCUCCCGAUUUCCAUCACCCCUUCCCAUUCUCCCGCUUUCCAUCACCCCGCCCCAUUCUCCCGCUUUCCAUCACCCUGCCCCAUUCUCCCGCUUCCCAUCACCCCGGCCCAUUCUCCCGCUUUCCAUCACCCCGCCCCAUUCUCCCGCUUUCCAUCACCCCGCCCCAUUCUCCCUCCUUCCAUCACCCCGCCUCAUUCUCCCGCUUUUCAUCACCCCGCCCCAUUCUCCCGCUUUCCAUCACCCCGCCCCAUUCUCCCGAUUUCCAUCACCCGGCCCCAUUCUCCCGCUUUCCAUCACCCCGCCCCAUUCUCCCUCUUUCCAACACCCCGCCAUGUUCUCCCGCUCUCCAGCACCCCGCUCUGUUCUCCCGCUUUCCAUCACCCCGACCCAUUCUCCCCCUUUCCAUCAACCCGCCACAUUCUCCCGCUUUCCAUCACCGCGCCCCAUUCUCCCUCUUUCCAUCACCCCGCCCCGUUCUCCCGCUUACCAUCACCCCGCCCCAUUCUCCCGCUUUCCAUCACCCCGCCCCAUUCUCCCUCUUUCCAUCACCCCGCCCCUUUCUCCCUGUUUCCAUCACCCCGCCCCAUUCUCCCGAUUUCCAUCACCCCUUCCCAUUCUCCCGCUUUCCAUCACCCCGCCCCAUUCUCCCGCUUUCCAUCACUCCACCCCAUUCUCCCGCUUUCCAUCACCCCGCCCCAUUCUCCCGCUUUCCACCACCCUGCCCCAUUCUCCCGCUUCCCAUCACCCCGGCCCAUUCUCCCGCUUUCCAUCACCCCGCCCCAUUCUCCCGCUUUCCAUCACCCCGCCCCAUUCUCCCUCCUUCCAUCACCCCGCCUCAUUCUCCCGCUUUCCAUCACCCCGCCCCAUUCUCCCGCUUUCCAUAACCCCGCCGCAUUCUCCCGCUUUCCAUCACCCAGCCACAUUCUCCCACUUUCCAUCAGCCCGCCCCAUUCUCCCUCCUUCCAUCGCCCUGCCCCAUUCUCCCUCCUUCCAUCAUCCCGCCCCAUUCUCCCUCCUUCCAUAACCUCGCCCCAUUUUCCCGCUUUCUAUCAGCCCGCCCCAUUCCACCGCUUUCCAUCACCCCGCCCCAUUCUCGAGCUUUCCAUAACCCGCCCCAUAUUCCCGCUUUCCAUCACCCCGCCCCAUUCUCCAGCUUUCCAUCAGCCGCCCCAUUCUCCCGCUUUCCAUCACCCCGCCUCAUUCUCCCGAUUCCCAUCACCCCGCCCCAUUCUCCCGCUUUCCAUCACCCCGCCCCAUUCUACCACUUUCCAUCACCCCGCCCCUUUCUCCCGCUUUCCAUCACCCUGCCCCAUUCUCCCGCUUUCCAUCAACCUGCCCCAUUCUCCCGCUUUCCAUAACCCUGCCCGAUUCUCCCUCCUUCUAUCACCCCACCCCAUUCUCCCGCUUUCCAUCACCCCGCCUUAUUCUCCUGCUCUCCAUCACCCCGCACCAUUCGCCUGCUUUCCAUCACCCCUCCCCUCUCCCGCUUUCCAUCACCCAGCCCUAUUCUCCCGCUUUCCAUCACCCCGCCCCAUUCUCCCGCUUUCCAUCACCCCACCCCAUUCUCCCGCUUUCCAUCAUCCCGCCCCAUUCUCCCGCUUUCCUUCACCCCUCCCCAUUCUCCCGCUUUCCAUCACCCCGCCCCAUUCUCCCGCUUUCAAUCACCCCACCCCAUUCUCCCGCUUUCCAUCACUCCGCCCCAUUCUCCCUCCUUCCAUCACCCCGCCCCAUUCUCCCGCUUUCCAUCACCCCGCCCCAUUCUUCUCCUUCCAUCACCCCGCCUCAUUCUACCUCCUUCCAUCACCCCGCCCCAUUCUCCCGCUUUCCAUCACCCCGCCCCAUUCUCCCGCUUUCCAUCACCCCGCCCCAUUCUCCCGCUUUCCAUCACCACGCCCCAUUCUCCCGCUUUCCAUCACCCCGCCCCAUUCUCCCUCCUUCCAUCACCCUGCCCCAUUCUCCCGCUUUCCGUCACCCCGCCCCAUUCUCCCGCUUUCCAUCACCUCGCCCCAUUCUUCUGCUUUCCAUCAACCCGCCCCAUUCUCCCGCUUUCAAUCACCCCGCCCCAUUCACCCGCAUUCCAUAACCCGCCCCAUUCUCCCGCUUUCCAUCACCCCGCCCCGUUCUCCCGCUUUCCAUCACUCCGCCCCAUCCUCCCGCUUUUCAUCACCCCGCCCCAUUCUCCCGCUUUCCAACACCCCGCCCCGUUCUCCCGCUUUCCAUCACCCCGCCCCAUUCUCCCGCUUUCCAUCACCCCGCCCCAUUCUCCCGCUUUCCAUCACUCCGCCCCAUUCUCCCGCUUUCCAUCACCCCGCCCCAUUCUCCCGCUUUCCAUCAACCCGCCCCAUUCUCCCUCCUUCCAUCACCCCGCCUUAUUCUCCCUCCUUCCAUCACCCCGCCCCAUUCUCCCGCUUUCCAUCACCCCGCCCCAUUCUCCUGCUUUCCAUCACCCAGCCCCAUUCUCGCGCUUUCCAUCACCCCGCCCCAUUUUCCCGCUUUCCAUCACCCCGCCCCAUUCUCCCGCUUUCCAUCACCCUGCCCCAAUCUCCUGGUUUCCAUCAUCCCGCCCCAUUCUCCCUCCUUCCAUCACCCCGCCCCAUUCUCCCGCUUUCCAACACCCCGCCCCAUUCUCCUGCUUUCCAUAACCCCGCCCCAUUCUCCCUCCUUUCAUCACCCGCCCCAUUCUCCCUCCUUCCAUCACCCCGCCCCAUUCUCCCUCCUUCCAUCACCCCGCCCCAUUCUUCCACUUUCCAUCGGCCCGCCCCAUUCUCCCGCUUUCCAUCACCCCGCCUCAUUCUCCCGCUUUCCAUCACCCCGCCCCAUUCUCCCGCUUUCCAUCACCCUGCCCCAUUCUCCCGCUUUCCAUCAGCCCACCCCAUUCUCCCGCUUUCCAUCACCCCGCCCCAUUCUCCCGCUUUCCAUCACCCUGCCCCAUUCUCCCUCCUUCCAUCACCCCGCCUCAUUCUACCUCCUUCCAUCACCCCUGUUAUAGUCACAGUUGCACCAACAAUUCUCCCGCUUUCCAUCACCCCGCUCCAUUGUCCCGCUUUCCACCACCCCGCCCAAUUCUCCCUCUUUCCAUCACCCCUCCCCAUUCUCCCUCUUUCCAUCACCCCGCCCCAUUCUCCCGCUUUCCAUCACCCCGCCCCAUUCUCCCUCUUUCCAUCACCCCGCCCCAUUCUCCCGCUUUCUAUCACCCCGCCCCAUUUUCCCGCUUUCCAUCACCCCUUUCCAUUCUCCUGCUUUCCAUCACCCCGCCCCAUUCUCCCGCUUUCCAUCAUCCCGCCCCAUUCUCCCUCUUUCCAUCACCCCGCCCCAUUCUCCCGCUUUCCAUCACCCCGCCCCAUUCUUCCGCUUUCCAUCAUCCCGCCCCAUUCUCCCGCUUUCCAUCACCCCGCCCCAUUCUCCCGCUUUCCAUCACCCCGCCCCAUUCUCCCGCUUUCCAUCACCCCGCCCCAUUCUCCCGCUUUCCAUCACCCCGCCCCAUUCUCCCGCUUUUCAUCACCCCGCCCCAUUCUCCCGCUUUCCAUCACCCCGCCCUAUUCUCCCUAUUUCCAUCACCCCUCCCUAUUCUCCCUCUUUCCAUCACCCCGCCCUAUUCUCCCGCUUUCCAUCACCCCGCCCCAUUCUCCCGCUUUCCAUCACCCCGCCCCAUUCUCCCGCUUUCCAUCACCCCGCCCCAUUCUCCCGCUUUCCAUCACCCCGCCCCAUUCUCCCGCUUUGCAUCACCCCGCCCCAUUCUCCCGCUUUCCAUCACCCCGCCCCAUUCUCCCGCUUUCCAUCACCCCUCCCCAUUCUCCCUCUUUCCAUCACCCCGCCCCAUUCUCCUGCUUCCCAUCACCCCGCCCCAUUCUCCCGCUUUCCAUCACCCCGCCCCAUUCUCCCUCUUUCCAUCACCCCGCCCCAUUCUCCCGCUUUCCAUCUCCUCACCCCAUUCUCCUGCUUUCCAUCACCCCGUCCCAUUCUCCCGCCUCUUUCCAUCACCCCGCCCCAUUCUCCCGCUUUCCAUCACCGCGCCCCAUUCUCCUGCUUUCCAUCACCCCGCCCCCAUUCUCCCGCUUCCCAUCACCCCGCCCCGUUCUCCCACUUUCCAUCACCCCGCCCCAUUCUCCAGCAUUCCAUCACCGCGCCCCAUUCUCCUGCUUUCCAUCACCCCGCCCCAUUCUCCCUCUUUCCAUCACCCCGCCCCAUUCUCCCUCUUUCCAUCACCCCGCCCCAUUCUCCCGCUUUCCAUCACCCCGCCCCAUUCUCCCGCUUUCCAUCAUCCCGCCCCAUUCUCCCGCUUUCCAUCACCCCGCCCCAUUCUCCCGCUUUGCAUCACCCCGCCCCAUUCUCCCGCUUUCCAUCACCCCGCCCCAUUCUCCCGCUUUCCAUCACCCCUCCCCAUUCUCCCUCUUUCCAUCACCCCGCCCCAUUCUCCUGCUUUCCGUCACCCCGCCCCAUUCUCCCGCUUUCCAUCACCCCGCCCCAUUCUCCCUCUUUCCAUCACCCCGCCCCAUUCUCCCGCUUUCCAUCUCCCCACCCCAUUCUCCUGCUUUCCAUCACCCCGUCCCAUUCUCCCUCCUCUUUCCAUCACCCCGCCCCAUUCUCCCGCUUUCCAUCACCGCGCCCCAUUCUCUCGCUUUCCAUCACCCCGCCCCCAUUCUCCCGCUUUCCAUCACCCCGCCCCGUUCUCCCACUUUCCAUCACCCCGCCCCAUUCUCCCGCUUUCCAUCACCCCGCCCCAUUCUCCCGCUUUCCAUCACCCCGCCCCAUUCUCCAACUUUCCAUCACCCCACCCCAUUCUCCCGCUUUCCAUCAACCCGACCCAUUCUCCCGCUUUCCAUCACCCCGCCCCAUUCUCCCUCUUUCGAUCACCCGCCCCAUUCUCCCGCUUUCCUUCACCCCGCCCCAUUCUUUCGCCUCUUUCCAUCACCCCGCCCCAUUCUCCCGCUUUCCAUCACCCCGCCCCAUUCUCCCGCUUUCCAUCACCCCGCCCCAUUCUCCAGCUUUCCAUCACCCCGCCCCAUUCUCCCUCUUUCCAUCACCGUUCCCCAUUCUCCCUCUAUCCGUCACCCCACCCAAUUAUCCCGCUUUCCAUCACCCCGUCUCAUUCUCCCGCUUUCCAUCACCUCGCCCCAUUCUUUUGCGUUCCAUCACCCCACCCCAUCCUCCCCUCUUUCCAUCAUCCCGCCCCAUUCUCCCGAUUUCUAUCACCCCGCCCCAUUCUCCCUCUUUCCAUCACCCCGCCCCAUUCUCCCGCUUUCCAUCACCCCGCCCCAUUCUCCCGCUUUCCAUCAUCCCGCCCCAUUCUCCCGCUUUCCAUCACCCCGCCCCAUUCUCCCGCUUUGCAUCACCCCGCCCCAUUCUCCCGCUUUCCAUCACCCCGCCCCAUUCUCCCGCUUUCCAUCACCCCUCCCCAUUCUCCCUCUUUCCAUCACCCCGCCCCAUUCUCCUGCUUUCCGUCACCCCGCCCCAUUCUCCCGCUUUCCAUCACCCCGCCCCAUUCUCCCUCUUUCCAUCACCCCGCCCCAUUCUCCCGCUUUCCAUCUCCCCACCCCAUUCUCCUGCUUUCCAUCACCCCGUCCCAUUCUCCCUCCUCUUUCCAUCACCCCGCCCCAUUCUCCCGCUUUCCAUCACCGCGCCCCAUUCUCUCGCUUUCCAUCACCCCGCCCCCAUUCUCCCGCUUCCCAUCACCCCGCCCCGUUCUCCCACUUUCCAUCACCCCGCCCCAUUCUCCCGCUUUCCAUCACCCCGCCCCAUUCUCCCGCUUUCCAUCACCCCGCCCCAUUCUCCAACUUUCCAUCACCCCACCCCAUUCUCCCGCUUUCCAUCAACCCGACCCAUUCUCCCGCUUUCCAUCACCCCGCCCCAUUCUCCCUCUUUCGAUCACCCGCCCCAUUCUCCCGCUUUCCUUCACCCCGCCCCAUUCUUUCGCCUCUUUCCAUCACCCCGCCCCAUUCUCCCGCUUUCCAUCACCCCGCCCCAUUCUCCCGCUUUCCAUCACCCCGCCCCAUUCUCCAGCUUUCCAUCACCCCGCCCCAUUCUCCCUCUUUCCAUCACCGUUCCCCAUUCUCCCUCUAUCCGUCACCCCACCCAAUUAUCCCGCUUUCCAUCACCCCGUCUCAUUCUCCCGCUUUCCAUCACCUCGCCCCAUUCUUUUGCGUUCCAUCACCCCACCCCAUCCUCCCCUCUUUCCAUCAUCCCGCCCCAUUCUCCCGAUUUCUAUCACCCCGCCCCAUUCUCCCUCUUUCCAUCACCCCGCCCCAUUCUCCCGCUUUCCAUCACCCCGCCCCAUUCUCCCUCUUUCAAUCACCCCGCCCCAUUCUCUCGCUUUCCAUCACCCCGCCCCGUUCUCCCGCUUUCCAUCACCCCGCCCCAUUUUCCCGCUUUCCAUCACCCCGCCCCAUUCUCCUGCUUUCCAUCACCCCGCCCCAUUCUCCCUCAUUCCAUCACCCCGCCCCAUUCUCUCGCUUUCCAUCACCCCGCCCCAUUCUCCCGCUUUUCAUCACCCCGCCCCAUUCUCCCGCUUUCCAUCACCCCGCCCCAUUCUCCCUCUUUCAAUCACCCCGCCCCAUUCUCUCGCUUUCCAUCACCCCGCCCCGUUCUCCCGCUUUCCAUCACCCCGCCCCAUUCUCCCGCUUUUCAUCACCCCGCCCCACUCUCCCGCUUUCCAUCACCCCGCCCCAUUCUCCCGCUUUUCAUCACCCCGCCCCAUUCUCCCGCUUUCCAUCACCCCGCCCUAUUCUCCCUAUUUCCAUCACCCCUCCCUAUUCUCCCUCUUUCCAUCACCCCGCCCUAUUCUCCCGCUUUCCAUCACCCCGCCCCAUUCUCCCGCUCUCCAUCACCUCGCCCCAUUCUCCCGCUUUCCAUCACCCCGCCCCAUUCUCCCGCUUUCCAUCACCCCGCCCCAUUCUCCCGCUUUGCAUCACCCCGCCCCAUUCUCCCGCUUUCCAUCACCCCGCCCCAUUCUCCCGCUUUCCAUCACCCCUCCCCAUUCUCCCUCUUUCCAUCACCCCGCCCCAUUCUCCUGCUUCCCAUCACCCCGCCCCAUUCUCCCGCUUUCCAUCACCCCGCCCCAUUCUCCCUCUUUCCAUCACCCCGCCCCAUUCUCCCGCUUUCCAUCUCCUCACCCCAUUCUCCUGCUUUCCAUCACCCCGUCCCAUUCUCCCGCCUCUUUCCAUCACCCCGCCCCAUUCUCCCGCUUUCCAUCACCGCGCCCCAUUCUCCUGCUUUCCAUCACCCCGCCCCCAUUCUCCCGCUUCCCAUCACCCCGCCCCGUUCUCCCACUUUCCAUCACCCCGCCCCAUUCUCCAGCAUUCCAUCACCGCGCCCCAUUCUCCUGCUUUCCAUCACCCCGCCCCAUUCUCCCUCUUUCCAUCACCCCGCCCCAUUCUCCCUCUUUCCAUCACCCCGCCCCAUUCUCCCGCUUUCCAUCACCCCACCCCAUUCUCCCCCUUUCCAUCACCCCGCCCCAUUCUCCCGCUUUCCAUCACCCCGCCCCAUUCUCCCGGUUGCCAUCACCCCGCCCCAUUCUCCCGGUUUCCAUCACCCUGCCCCAUUCUCUCGCUUUCCAUCACUCUGCCCCAUUCUACCUCUUUCUAUCACCCCGCCCCAUUCUCCCUCUUUCCAUCACCCCGCCCCAUUCUCCCGAUUUCCAUCACCCCGCCCCAUUCUCUCGCCUCUUUCCAUCACCCCGCCCCAUUCUCCUGCUUUCCAUCACUCCGCCCCUUUCUCCCGCUUUCCUUCAUGCCGCCCCAUUCUCCCGCUUUCCAUCACCCCGCCCCAUUCUCCAACUUUCCAUCACCCCACCCCAUUCUCCCGCUUUCCAUCAACCCGACCCAUUCUCCCGCUUUCCAUCACCCCGCCCCAUUCUCCCUCUUUCGAUCACCCGCCCCAUUCUCCCGCUUUCCUUCACCCCGCCCCAUUCUUUCGCCUCUUUCCAUCACCCCGCCCCAUUCUCCCGCUUUCCAUCACCCCGCCCCAUUCUCCCGCUUUCCAUCACCCCGCCCCAUUCUCCAGCUUUCCAUCACCCCGCCCCAUUCUCCCUCUUUCCAUCACCCUUCCCCAUUCUCCCUCUAUCCAUCACCCCACCCAAUUCUCCCGCUUUCCAUCACCCCGUCCCAUUCUCCCGCUUUCCAUCACCCCGCCCCAUUCUUUUGUGUUCCAUCACCCCACCCCAUCCUCCCCUCUUUCCAUCACCCCGCCCCAUUCUCCCGAUUUCUAUCACCCCGCCCCAUUCUCCCUCUUUCCAUCAUCCCGCCCCAUUCUCCCGCUUUCCAUCACCCCGCCCCAUUCUCCCUCUUUCAAUCACCCCGCCCCAUUCUCUCGCUUUCCAUCACCCCGCCCCGAUCUCCCGCUUUCCAUCACCCCGCCCCAUUUUCCCGCUUUCCAUCACCCCGCCCCAUUCUCCUGCUUUCCAUCACCCUGCCCCAUUCUCCCUCAUUCCAUCACCCCGCCCCAUUCUCUCGCUUUCCAUCAUCCCGCCCCAUUCUCCCGCUUUUCAUCACCCCGCCCCAUUCUCCCGCUUUCCAUCACCCCGUCCCAUUCUCCCUCUUUCCAUCACCCCGCUCCAUUCUCCCGCUUUCCAUCACCCCGCCCUAUUCUCCCUCUUUCCAUCACCCCUCCCUAUUCUCCCUCUUUCCAUCACCCCGCCCUAUUCUCCCGCUUUCCAUCACCCCGCCCCAUUCUCCCGCUUUCCAUCACCCCGCCCCAUUCUCCCGCUUUCCAUCACCCCGCCCCAUUGUCCCGCUUUCCAUCACCCCGCCCCAUUCUACCGCUUUCCAUCACCCCGCCCCAUUCUCCCUCUUUCCAUCACCCCGCCCCGUUCUCCCGCUUUCCAUCACCCCGCUCCGUUCUCCCGCUUUCCAUCACCCCGACCCAUUCUCCCCCUUUCCAUCAACCCGCCACAUUCUCCCGCUUUCCAUCACCGCACCCCAUUCUCCCUCUUUCCAUCACCCCGCCCCAUUCUCCCGCUUACCAUCACCCCGCCCCAGUCUCCCGCUUUCCAUCACCCCGCCCCAUUCUCCCUCUUUCCAUCACCCCGCCCCAUUCUCCCUGUUUCCAUCACCCCGCCCCAUUCUCCCGAUUUCCAUCACCCCUCCCCAUUCUCCCGCUUUCCAUCACCCCGCCCCAUUCUCCCGCUUUCCAUCACUCCACCCCAUUCUCCCGCUUUCCAUCACCCCGCCCCAUUCUCCCGCUUUCCAUCACCCUGCCCCAUUCUCCCGCUUCCCAUCACCCUGGCCCAUUCUCCCGCUUUCCAUCACCCCGCCCCAUUCUCCCGCUUUCCAUCACCCCGCCCCAUUCUCCCUCCUUCCAUCACCCCGCCUCAUUCUCCCGCUUUCCAUCACCCCGCCCCAUUCUCCCGCUUUCCAUAACCCCGCCGCAUUCUCCCGCUUUCCAUCACCAAGCCACAUUCUCCCACUUUCCAUCAGCCCGCCCCAUUCUCCCUCCUUCCAUCGCCCUGCCCCGUUCUCCCUCCUUCCAUCAUCCCGCCCCAUUCUCCCUCCUUCCAUCACCUCGCCCCAUUUUCCCGCUUUCUAUCAGCCCGCCCCAUUCCACCGCUUUCCAUCACCCCGCCCUAUUAUCCAGCUUUCCAUAACCCGCCCCAUUCUCCCGCUUUCCAUCACCCCGCCCCAUUCUCCCGCUUUCCAUCACCCCACCCCAUUCUCCCGCUUUCCAUCACCCCACCCCAUAUUCCCGCUUUCCAUCACCCCGCCCCAUUCUCCAGCUUUCCAUCAGCCGCCCCAUUCUCCCGCUUUCCAUCACCCCGCCUCAUUCUCCCGAUUCCCAUCAACCCGCCCCAUUCUCCCGCUUUCUAUCACCCGUCCCCAUUCUCCCUCCUUCCAUCACCCCGCCCCAUUCUCCCGCUUUCCAUCACCCCGCCCCAUUCUACCACUUUCCAUCACCUCGCCCCUUUCUCCCGCUUUCCAUCACCCUGCCCCAUUCUCCCGCUUUCCAUCAACCUGCCCCAUUCUCCCGCUUUCCAUCACCAUGCCCGAUUCUCCCUCCUUCCAUCACCCCACCCCAUUCUCCCGCUUUCCAUCACCCCGCCUUAUUCUACUGCUCUCCAUCACCCCGCACCAUUCGCCCGCUUUCCAUCACCCCUCCCCAUUCUCCUGCUUUCCAUCACCCCGCCCCAUUGUCCCUCCUUCCAUGACCCCACCCCAUUCUCCCUCCAUCCAUCACCCCGCCUUAUUCUCCCAAUUUCCAUCACCCCACCCCAUUCUCCCGCUUUCCAUCACCCCGCCUUAUUCUCCCGCUUUCCAUCACCUCGCCCCAUUCUCCCGCUUUCCAUCACCCCGCCCCAUUCUCCGCUUUCCAUCACACGCCCAUUCUCCCGCUUUCCAUCACCCGCACCAUUCUCCCGCUUUUCAUUACCCCGCCCCAUUUUCCCGCUUCCCAUCAUCUCGCCCCAUUCUCCCGCUUUCCAUCACCCUGCCCCAUUCUCCCUCCUUCCAUCACCCCACCCCAUUCUCCCGCUUUCCAUCAUCUCGCCCCAUUCUCCCGCUUUCCAUCACCCCGCCCCGUUCUCCCGCUUUCCAUCACCCCGCCCCAUUCUCCUGCUUUCCAUCACCCACCCCAUUCUCCCGCUUUCCAUCACCCCACCCCAGUCUCCCGCUUUCCAUCACCCCGCCCUAUUCUCCCGCUUUCCAUCACCCCGCCCCAUUCUCCCGCUUUCCAUCACCCCACCCCAUUCUCCUGCUUUCCAUCACCCCGCCCCAUUCUCCUGCUUUCCUUCACCCCUCCCCAUUCUCCCGCUUUCCAUCACCCCGCCCCAUUCUCCCGCUUUCAAUCACCCCACCCCAUUCUCCCGCUUUCCAUCACUCCGCCCCAUUCUCCCUCCUUCCAUCACCCCGCCCCAUUCUCCCGCUUUCCAUCACCCCGACCCAUUCUCCCACUUUCCAUCACCCCGCCCAAUUCUCUCGCUUUCCAUCAUCCAGCCCCAUUCCCCCGCUUUCCAUCACCCCGCCCUAUUCUCCCUCUUUCCAUCACCCCGCCCCAUUCUCCCUCCUUCCAUCACCCCGCCCCAUUCUACCGCUUUCCAUCACCCCGCCACAUUCUUCCACUUUCCAUCACCCCGCCCCAUUCUCCCUCCUUCCAUCACCACGCCCCAUUCCCCCGCUUUCCAUCACCCCGCCCCAUUCUCCCGCAUUCCAUCACCCCGCCCCAUUCUCCCUCCUUCCAUCACCCUGCCCCAUUCUCCCGCUUUCCAUCACCCCACCCCAUUCUUCCGCAUUCUAUCACCCCGCCCCAUUCUCCCGGUCUCCAUCACCCCGCCCCCUUCUCCCUCCUUCCAUCACCCUGCCCCAUUCUCCCUCCUUCCAUCACCCCGCCCCUUUCUCCCGCUUUCCAUCAGCCCGCCCCAUUCUCCCGCUUUCCAUCACCCCGCCCCAUUUUCCCGCGUUCCAUCUCCCCGCCCCAUUCUCCCGCCCCAUUCUCCCGCUCUACAUCACCCCGCCCCGUUCUCCCGCUUUCCAUAACCCCGCCCCAUUCUCACGCUUUCCAUCACCCCGCCCCAUUCACCCGCUUUCCAUCACCCCGCCCCAUUCCACUCCUUUCCGUCACCCCGCCCCAUUCUCCCGCUUUCCAUCACCUCGCCCCAUUCUCACGCUCUCCAUCACCCCUCCCCAUUCACCCGUUUUCCAUCACCCCGCCCCAUUCUCACGCUUUCCAUCACCCCACCCCACUCCCGCUUUCCAUCACCCCGCCCCAUUCUCCUGCUUUCCAUCACCCCGCCCCAUUCUCCCGCUUUCCAUCACCUCGCCCCAUUCUCACGCUUUCCAUCACCCCGCCCCAUUCUCUCGCUUUCCAUCACCCCGCCCCAUUCUCCCUCCUUCCAUCACCCCGCCUCAUUCUCCCUCCUUCCAUCACCCCGCCCCAUUCUCCCGCUUUCCAUCACCCCGCCCCAUUCUCCUGCUUCCCAUCACCCCGCCCCAUUCACCCGCUUUCCAUCACCCGCCCCAUUCUCCCGCAUUCCAUCACCCCGCCCCAUUCUCCCGCUUUCCAUAA